AUGGAUGCUAGUAGCUCAAGUGAUGGUUUAAGUCGUGAAAUUCGUCAUGUAACAGUAAUGGUUGAUCAGUUAGUCAAAACAUCAGUUUGUUCUCUUAAAAAAAUUGGAGGGUUGCAAUCAAUAAUGCUCGAUGGCAGAGAUGAUGAUGGAAAUGUCACAAAUAAGAUUUUGAGUGCCUUUAAGUAUCUUCCGUCUUUACGUGUCCUUGAAGUAAGAUGUUGUGUGCAAUAUGAAGAUUUGCGUUACGUGGGAUAUCUAAAACAUCUUAGAUACUUAUACAUUUCCUAUAGUCAGACAACAUUGCCUGAUAGUAUUUGUGAUCUCUUGAACUUAGAGACUCUGAAACUCAAUAAUUGUCCUAAACUUGAAAGUUUGCCUAUAAAUAUGAGGGACCUUGCAAGAAGGAGAGAUUGUCAACUAGAUGAAUUAAGAGAAUUGAAUAUCCGCGGCAGAUCAUUGAAAAUUAAGAACCUUGGAAGAGUUAGUGAUGCAUCUAUUUCAAGAGGAAUAAGUAUGGCUAAAAUGUCGAGUAUCAAUAAACUGGAGUUGGAAUGGAGAUCUGAUGAAGAUGACGAAGUUGAUGAUAAUCAUACCAAGACUAGACAUGAGAAAAUAAGUAUAGCUCUAGAGGUUUCAACUGCCAGGAUGAAGAAAUUAAGAAUGAUUGGUUACAAAGGUUUGAAUCCCCCUGAAUGGGUGGGAAACUCAUCUCCUUCUCCAACACAUUUUAAAAGUAAUUAUAGUAGUGCUAUUAGCAAUGACAAUGAAAUGAUAGUACUAUUCCCUUUGCUAGAGGAAUUGGAGAUUUUUGACAUGAUGAAUUUGAGAAAACUGGUGUCACCCUAUUGGAGUACUGGAGCAUUCCCUAAACUAUGCACGCUAAAGAUAUCUGAUUGCCCAAAGCUAGGGAGGUUGCCGCCAGAUCUGAAAGCACUCAAAGAUGUAAGUAUUGAAGGUGAAUGCUCGGAUGAAUUGUUAUAUAGCAUUUUGAAUCUUAAGGGUCUCACUUAUCUCGAACUUGGUGCAUUGAAUAAUGAUGUGGAGCACAUAUUCACCGUCAAUAACAAGAAUGGAAUUGAAGCAGUGUCAUUCCCUUUCUUAAAGGUACUUACUAUUCGUAACAUGAAUAAUUUGAGAGCAUUGGUGUCUCCUACUAUUCCUAGUUCCAGAGCAUUCCCUAAUGUAUGGAAGAUUCUGAUAUUUGAUUGCCCAAACCUACAGUCCUUGCCACCGCAUCUCAAACAUAAGAAGCAUACAAUUUUAUGGCACUCCUACGUUCCCUUCGAGCAAGACUUGGUCGUCAGAAGUUUGACUAUCAGUGAUUGUCCUAAGCUGGUGUCUUCAGAUGAAGCAGACGAUGUAUUGGAACUUCUACAUUACCUUGGAGCAAGACUUGGUCCUAAGAACUUCUAUAAUUACGUUGACGAAGAAACUCAAGACCUCGAGACUAUAAUCAAUCGAUGUGGCUAUCGUAAUAAGAUGGAUAUUGACAAUCUAAUGAACUACUCAAGUGAUAAUGAAACAUGUUCGGAGGUUCAGAGUUUAUCUGAUAUUGUGGGUACUAUGAUUGAUAACAAUACAGAGGAUGACGGCGAAGAUGAUACGAUGUCUUUGGAGCCUAUUAAGUGA
Molecule: messenger RNA, 1629 nt
Organism: Impatiens glandulifera
Lineage: Eukaryota; Viridiplantae; Streptophyta; Magnoliopsida; Ericales; Balsaminaceae
Product: putative disease resistance protein RGA3
Exons: 4
Coding region: 1-1629 (542 amino acids)
Source: RefSeq, a predicted model, not a curated record